Molecule: messenger RNA, 1611 nt
Organism: Thermothielavioides terrestris NRRL 8126
Lineage: Eukaryota; Fungi; Ascomycota; Sordariomycetes; Sordariales; Chaetomiaceae
Exons: 4
Coding region: 155-1378 (407 amino acids)
Biological process (GO): proteolysis
Molecular function (GO): metalloexopeptidase activity
Source: RefSeq, a predicted model, not a curated record
AAUCGAGCCCCCCGGCUCGAAGCACGCAACUGUCCCCUCUGACACAGCUGGAGCCUUGUUCCCCAGCCACCGCUUCGAAGCCGAACCGCGCGCGUGGGCGGAACUGUGUCUUCAUCGAAAACUGCAUCCAUAGGUACUCACACCUCUAUCCAUCAUGAAGCUGUCAAACGCAUCGCUGCUCGGGCUGCUGCUGCCAGCGGUAGGCGCCCGCUUCGUCGAGCCCGGUGAGCCGGACCGCGCCUUGUUGUAUCCCGACGGCAUCCCCCAGUCUGCCGACGAGAACCAGAAGUACCUCAUUGAGCUCGCGCCAGGGGAGACAAGAUGGGUGACGGAAGCCGAGAAGUGGCAGCUUCGCCGGGAUGGCAAACGCUUCUUCGACAUCACCAACCAUCCCGACCUCGGGACCCUUCGCGCCAAGAGCAUGUCCCAGAAGAAGAGGGUUGUCUUCCCCCAGAAGCCUAAGCUGCAGAAGGAAGUGAAGCCCCUCCUGGCGAACCUGUCCAAGACCGAGAUGGAGGACCACCUGACGGCAUUCACAUCCUUUUACACCCGGUACUACAAGUCCUCCUACGGUCGACGGUCCUGCGAGUGGCUGCUCGGCCAGGUCCGCGACACCAUCAAAUCCGCCGGUGCCGAGGAGUACGUCCGCGCCGAGCACUUCGAGCACCCCUGGGGCCAGAACAGCGUGAUCGCCACCAUCCCCGGCAAGACCAACUCGACCAUCGUCAUCGGCGCACACCAAGACUCGGUCAACCUGUGGGCGCCAAGCCUGCUCCCCGCGCCCGGCGCCGACGACGACGGCAGCGGCACGGUCACCAUUCUCGAGGCGUUCCGGGUGCUCCUGCAGUCCGAGGACAUCGUCAAGGGCAACCACCCGAACACGCUCGAGUUCCACUGGUACUCCGCCGAGGAGGGCGGGCUGCUGGGCAGCCAGGCCAUCUUCUCGGCGUACGAGAAGCAGGGGCGCGACGUCAAGGCCAUGCUGCAGCAGGACAUGACGGGCUACGUGGCCAAGACGCUGGACGCCGGCAAGCCCGAGUGCGUGGGCGUCAUCGUCGACUACGUCGACCCGGACCUGACCAGGUUCAUCAAGACGAUCAUUACCGAGUACUGCGACAUCCCCUACGUCGAGACCAAGUGCGGCUACGCCUGCUCGGACCACGCCUCGGCGUCCAAGGCGGGCUACCCGUCGGCUUUCGUCAUCGAGUCGCAGUUCGAGGACUCGGACAGCUACAUCCACACCACCGAGGACCUGAUCAAGUACCUUUCGUUCGACCACAUGCUGCAGCACGCCCGCAUGACGCUGGCUUUUGGUUAUGAGUUGGCGUUCACCGACUUUGCCGCGCUCGAGGGCCCGGAGCACUCGGAUUCGUUGUAGACUGUUUUGCAGACUACCCGGCGUUGUUAUUGGGAAGCGUGGGUUCCAUGGGUUGGAUGAAACUCUCGACGCCAUUGAUGGAACUUUGGUUCGUAUUGGUUCCGGAAGCUGAGCGGUUGUGUGAGGAAGUCACUGACAGUCCUAUGCAUGGUGGAUGCUCGACCGGCGUGAUUUGCCUGGCACCGGCAUUAAUGAAUAACGUUUCUGACUUACGUCUUGCAUCCAAUAUCUAC